GUUUGCGCGUUAGAAAAGACGUACAGGCGAAUUGACAGGGUGGUGUUGGUGGUUGUGUAUAAACAUAUCAAGAUUAGUAAAAUAGUAGUGGAGUGUACGCUAUACAAAUAAUCGUCGAAUUCGUGAAUGAUGUCAGAAACAGACCCCAAGUCGGUUCAAGAUCUCACGGCAGUGGUGCAGAAUUUGCUUCAACAAAUGCAAGACAAAUUUCAAACAAUGUCAGAUCAGAUAAUUGGAAGAAUUGAUGAGAUGAGCACUCGUAUUGAUGAGUUGGAAAAGAAUAUAGCAGACCUAAUGACACAAGCAGGAGUAGAAGAAAUUGAAGGGGAAAACAAGGUUGCCAAGUAACCCUAAGACCUCUUCCUGGUGGCGAUGAUCAGUUUUUCUAAGUAUUUUUUUUUUUUUUUAAAUAGUUCUGUAUGUAAGCCUUUUUUAUAUUGACUAUUGUGAUAAUGGAUGCAUUUGUGGUGCUUGGCUUUCACGCCAAGGUACAAAAUUGCACACUAAUUCAUUUAGUUUAAAUUAAAAAUGAAAAUUAAUGAUUGAGUGCUUCUUUUGUUGAAGGCAGUUGUGGAACCAUUAAGAAUAGUGCAUACACCUUGAACUGGAGCGACAAAGAAAGGUUAAUCAAAAUGGAUAGUUUACUAUUUAAUGUUCUUUAUACUUUAUCAGACUCUUUGACUAUCUUGCUGUAGAGCAGGUAACUGUGGGAAUGUGAACAGAAAUGAUUGUAUUUUUGGGGACUGUUUUCAAUUUUCUCUUUCUAUAGUAAAGUGUGAUUAUUUUUUACCACUAUAGAGCUUUCUUGUGCUCUGGCAAAAUAACUUCGUUAACUUUCAAUAAUGUCAGUAAAGCUUCUCUUUUUAAGGUGUUGCAAAAUUUGCUCAUGUUUCAAAAACACCAUUUUGUAUAAUAGUAAGGACCAAAUACUUGAGCCAUAAUUGAUACCCUGUGUGCAGUGUUUUUUUUUUAAAUUAAUGGCAUCACCCUCAGCAGGGCACUGGUGUUUUGGAGGCUGUCAUGAUAACAGUGGGUAUAAAGACUGAAAUAAUGACUUGAUCAGGUGCCAAUUGAGUGUUUUAACAUGCCAAAACUUUUGAAUGCUUGCUUCACAGAACUGGCUUCCUAACUAUUUUUCAUAGUAGACUGUAGUGAGAAAUGGGUGUGAAUACUACUUCAAUAACUGAAAUACAUAACUGAAAAUGUUUUGAAAGAGACUGUUUUGCUAGUAAGAAUCCCUGGCUUGAUGCAUUUUUUUUACAUUUCAGUAGUUUUCUUGCUACUUAAUUAAAAUGGGAAAGAAAAACAGUUGUUAGAUUAGACUUUUUAAACACAUACCUUGCCUGCUUUUAGCCCCUCCCCUUUUGGGUUUUUGUAUGUUUUAAUCUUAGUAAUCGGUUGCUAUGUUUCUGUACUUCAUAAUGACUAAUGUAUACCAUGUGUUAAAUUAUUAAACAAAAUCACUUGUUUAUGGUCCAUAA
This is a messenger RNA of Polypterus senegalus (gray bichir), 1481 nucleotides long. RefSeq names its product heat shock factor binding protein 1b (gene hsbp1b). NCBI's taxonomy places the organism in Eukaryota, Metazoa, Chordata, Cladistia, Polypteriformes, Polypteridae. Gene Ontology annotation, biological process: cellular heat acclimation. Gene Ontology annotation, molecular function: transcription corepressor activity. The transcript has 4 exons. Bases 127 to 348 code for a protein of 73 amino acids. The record is from RefSeq and is a predicted model, not a curated record. Gene Ontology annotation, cellular component: cytosol; nucleus.